UGCUGCUCCUCCUCCGCGCUGCGCUUAAGGUCACCGCUGUCUGUCACUCGGUAGCUAACCGGCGUAAGAGACCCAGCGAAGGAAGGAGUGAAGGAAAGAGCCGGCGGAACAACAGAAACAAGCGACAUGUCUCUGUCUAACAAGCUCACCCUGGACAAGGUGGACGUCAAUGGCAAGCGGGUCAUUAUGAGGGUCGACUUCAACGUUCCAAUGAAGGACAAGCAGAUCACAAACAACCAGAGGAUCAAGGCGGCCGUUCCCACAAUCCAACACUGCCUGGACAAAGGAGCCAAAUCUGUCGUGUUGAUGAGCCAUCUGGGACGCCCCGACGGAAACGUUGUGCCUGAGAAAUACUCCCUGGAGCCCAUCGCCGCCGAGCUCAAGACCCUGCUGGGGAGAGACGUCACCUUCCUGAAGGACUGCGUGGGUGCAGAGGUGGAAGCUGCCUGCGCCAGCCCCGCCACCGGAUCCGUCAUCCUGCUGGAGAACCUCCGCUUCCACGUCGCCGAGGAGGGAAAGGGCAAGGACUCCUCUGGCAACAAGACGAAGGCCUCUCAGGGCGACAUUGACUCCUUCAGGGCGUCUCUGUCCAAACUGGGAGACGUUUACGUCAACGACGCCUUCGGCACGGCUCACAGAGCCCACAGCUCCAUGGUGGGAGUGAAUCUGGAUCAGAAGGCGGCCGGCUUCCUGAUGAAGAAGGAGCUGGACUACUUUGCCAUGGCUCUGGAGAAGCCUCAGAGGCCCUUCCUGGCCAUCCUCGGAGGAGCGAAGGUGAAAGAUAAGAUCCAGCUGAUCGACAACAUGUUGGAUAAGGUCGACGAGAUGAUCAUCGGCGGCGGCAUGGCCUUCACCUUCCUCAAAGUCCUCAACAACAUGGAGAUCGGUACCUCCCUGUACGAUGAGGAGGGGGCCGGCAUCGUCAAAGACCUUAUGGCCAAAGCCGAGAAGAACGGCGUAAAGAUCACGCUGCCCGUCGACUUCAUCACCGCAGACAAGUUUGACGAGAAAGCCACCGUCGGCACCGCGACCGUCGCCGCCGGCAUCCCCGCCGGCUGGAUGGGUUUGGACUGUGGACCAGAGAGCUCCAAGGCCUUCGGGGAGGCGGUGGCCAGGGCCAAGCAGAUCGUCUGGAACGGCCCAGUUGGCGUGUUUGAGUUCGACAACUUUGCCAAAGGGACAAAAAACAUGAUGGACAAAGUGGUCGAGGUGACCAAAUCAGGCUGCACCACAAUCAUCGGUGGGGGCGACACCGCCACCUGCUGCGCCAAGUGGGACACAGAAGACAAAGUCAGCCAUGUGAGCACAGGAGGCGGCGCCAGCCUGGAGCUGCUUGAGGGUAAAGUCCUGCCAGGUGUGGACGCACUGAGCAGCGCCUAAACUUCCUGUCAGCCUGCUGUUUGCGUGAAUGUGCGAGGACGUGUGUGUGUGUGUGUGUGUGUGUGUGUGUGUGUGUGUGUGUGUGUGUGUGCGUGUCUGUCUGGAGAGGUGGGUACCUGCGUCUGAAACGUAAAAAACAAGAAAUUGACCUGCUGACUCAAAUGGCUGAAACUCAUCAGAUUGUUACCGUCGCCUGAAUCUGGGUUUAAUCUGUCCGUUCAGUCCUGAGAUACUUAAGCACCGGCUCGUGUGUGUGUGUGUGUGUGUGUGUGUGUGUGUUGCUGGCUCACUUUUGAAUAACCACCCACUUGGAAACAUCACCCACAUUAAAUGUAAUGAAACGGUUAAUUUGCUGUACGUAGGCUUUCUGUCUUUUAAAUCUGGUUGUUCAGACGGAGACGCCGCGUCGACGUCGACUGAUCUAUUCAGAUUUAAUAAAUCUGCGUGAAAACUGAA
Molecule: messenger RNA, 1836 nt
Organism: Cyclopterus lumpus (lumpfish)
Lineage: Eukaryota; Metazoa; Chordata; Actinopteri; Perciformes; Cyclopteridae
Gene: pgk1
Product: phosphoglycerate kinase 1
Exons: 11
Coding region: 127-1380 (417 amino acids)
Biological process (GO): gluconeogenesis; glycolytic process
Cellular component (GO): cytosol
Molecular function (GO): phosphoglycerate kinase activity; ATP binding; ADP binding
Source: RefSeq, a predicted model, not a curated record